GUGGUGUUGAGCUCGGUCCCAGGGGGAGCAGGGGGCGGAGGAUUGUAAGGAUUCCACAGGAGCUGUCUCUUUUUUCAUGCCAGCAAGCUGUUGGCAGAAGACUGUUUUGACAGAGCUAUUACUCACCAGUCCCCCUUUUGUUAAGCUGCCCGGCAGUGCUUGUCUGAAGGUUUGAAUAGGAUCACAACUCGGAAACAUCCAGCAAGAGAGACACGUACCUACACACAGACGUGCACACACAUGUGUGCAUCGCAGAGCCAGGGCUGUACGAGACAGGGAUAGCUGCGUAGCUCAACACCUCUGAUUCAGCUGGAUUGGUCUUUUGCACAGAAUUUAAGCUUAGAAGAUUGAACACAGAACCACCUUCAUGAAGGUUAAACAGAUGCUGGCAUGUCAGCUCCUGGCACUGGCUUUCAGCUGUCUUGGCUCAAGUUUGGGGGAGAUCAGGAUACACCAACAACAUGAGAAGCUGUCCCCCAUGGCUCCGUUGCACCGAGCUCUAGGUCUGAAGGAAAGUUUCCUGUUGCUUUCCCUGCACAACAAACUGCGCAGUAGAGUCCACCCACCUGCGGCCAACAUGCAGAGGAUGGACUGGAGUGACAAGCUGGCACAUCUGGCACAGGAGCGAGCAGCCAGCUGCCUUGGGAAGGCCUUGCCACCACCAGCACACCAGGCCCAACACAUCAGCUGGAAUGCUCUCUUGCUCCCCGAGGGGGUGGCUACCUUUACAGAUGUGGUGGAGCUAUGGUUCAGAGAAGGGCAGAGCUAUGACUACCAUGCAGCACAGUGCCUGGAGAAUGCUACCUGCAGCCACUACACCCAGUUGGUCUGGGCUACCUCCAGCAGGCUGGGCUGUGGAAAGCACAUCUGCGCCAAGGGCCAAGAGAGGAGAGAGGCUUUUGUCUGCGCCUACUCCCCAGGAGGGAACUGGGAGAUGAAUGGGAAGACGAUUGUCCCUUAUAAGAAGGGAGCCUGGUGUUCACUCUGCACUUCAGGACUCUCUGGAUGCUUCAAAUCGUGGGAUCACAGUGGGGGGCUCUGUGAAGUACCCAGGAACCCAUGUCGGAUGAGCUGCAGGAACAAUGGGCAGUUAAAUAUGAGUUCCUGCCACUGCAAGUGUCCACCAGGGUACACAGGCAGGUACUGCCAAGUGAAGUGCAGUAUCCAGUGCUUCCACGGGAAGUUCAAGGAGGAGGAAUGCUCCUGCCUCUGUGACAUCGGCUAUGGCGGAGCUGAGUGUGGAACCAAAAUCCAGUUCCCCUUCCAUGCCUGUGACCUGAGGAUAGAUGGGGACUGCUUCAUGGUUUCCUCUGAGGCAGACACAUACUACGGAGCCAAACUCAAAUGCCAGGAGAAAGGAGCAGUACUGGCCCAAAUCAAGAAUCAGAAAGUCCAGGACAUUCUGGCCUUUUACCUGGGCCGUUUGGAAACCACCAAUGAGGUGACCAACACUGAUUUUGAGACCCGCAACUUCUGGAUUGGUCUGACGUAUAAAACAUCCAAGGACUCAUUCCGCUGGGACACUGGAGGGCAGUAUUCCUUCACCAGCUUUGCUUUUGGGCAGCCGGACAACCAGGGGUUUGGGAACUGUGUUGAGCUCCAGGCAUCAGCUGCCUUCAACUGGAAUGACCAGCGCUGCAAGACCCGAAACCGGUACAUCUGCCAGUUUGCUCAGGAACACAUCUCCCUGUGGCAGCCAGAGCCCUGAGAACAUGCCGCUUCCUAUCACCUCCCUGCUCCAGAUCACGGUGCUAGCUGCUGAGUAAUGGCUGCAAUGUCACCCUCAUACUGCACACAGCUUGAGAGACAGGACCUCCAUCUCUGCUGCUCCCCUGAUGGCUCCUCCCAGGACUUCAGGGCUCACUCAGAGGCAACUGGGUGCUUUGGUCAGUGCCAGCCAUGCUGACUUCUGAGUGUGUCGGCUGAGGGCCAUGGGGUAGAUGUGGCACCAGGACCUGCUGAGUGCUCAGGGGAGGGCAGGGGAAGGAGGGGAGAGGGCACAUCCUGUACUGACAUUCCAAACCAUAGAGUAGCACAAAGAGGGAAUGGAGUGUUAAAGGUGCAAGGGGGCAAUUGGUCCUUACCCCAGUAGAGCUGUGGGUGUCUCAGGGUUCCACCUGCUGGGCCAGGGUGAGGUUGUGUCUCUGGAGCUUUGGCCAAUCCCAAGCAAUGACAUGUCUCUCACCAUCCCGGGAAGACCUCUGCACAGCCCAGUGAGGCCCAGGCUAGCUAUGGCUUUUCCUUAGGAGAAGAGUUGUCCCCUACAGCACCUUCUAGGCCCCUCCACCUUCACUCUGGUCUGAGGGGGACUCAAAGGCAUUGAAAAGCAGUGGAGCUAUUUGAAAGGGCAAAAGGAGACCCCUUUCUGCUGUUCUGAGGCAGGUGGUAGCCAGCUCAGCACAGGUUUAUCACACACCAUGUGUUGACUCCCUCUGGCAUCACCCCAGACCACAUGAACUAGCCCAGAGGUGCCCAGGGGUAGAGGGGGUCAUUCUGUGGCAAAGGGACACAGACCUGGCUUAAAUUAGUCGGAUGAGGGAGCUAGAGAGGUACUAGAGAGAGGAGGGAGCUCUGAGGUGCUGACCAGAAGGGGAAGGUGCUGGAGGGUAUACAUUCAUUGCCUCCUCUGCCCCCACCCCCAUUUCCACCUGGAGAGGAGCUGAGGUGAGAGAGUUGUGCCCCUGCCAUGUGGGGGCAGGGGGGGGAAGAAGACAUCCUGAGCAGGGAGGGGUCAGGCCCAUGUGUCCAGGCCCUGAACAAUCCCCCUUGCUCCUCUAGAAGGGACUCUACUCAGCAGAGACCCUCCCCUCUGAGGGCUGGGGUUGAGUUCUGGCAAUAAGAUUACAGCUGCCUGUUGUUGACUGGGGUCAGUACUCCUGGUUAUGUCCUGGGACCAUCUCCAGUUGCUCUUGCUUCCUUUGGGAUGGUGACCCCAUUCUCCUGGCAUUCAGCACGGAAGUGCUAUAGGGUCUCGCCCUGUUAAACUUCUGCCCCAGAUCCCCAGGCAGAACGUUUCCUGUUGCAGCCCUGAGGCAAAAGACAUGCCAGCUUGGUGGCCUCUGCAUUGGAAUGGUGCACACUAGGCUGUUAGGCUUCCUGGAUCCCUGGGUUUUUGGCUGUGGAUGUAGGAAUUGAGGGGUAGGAGGGGGAAGGGAGGGGCAUGACAGGAGUAUUGCCAGGCAUUGGGAAUUGCAGGCAAGGAGCAUCUUUGGAGCUGGUGCUUCAUAGACAUGAGAGUCCUUCAGGUGCCCUCCAGGCAGGGCCUGCACUGUGACCUCUAGGGCCUGCAAUCCCAUGGCCUUUCCACUGUGCAAUAGUCAAGCUGCUUCCAUAUAUGUCUGUCUAGCUCCAGUACUAACCAGAUGAUCUCAGGGGGCAGGGACUCCCAGCUUUCUAGCAGGGCUGACUUAGAAAACUAGGCUUUUUUCUCCUGCAGGCCUGUUCUCAUGCCCUGAGUCCUAGGGUGUUUACACUGGUGCUGGGACAUUUAUCUGGCUGACAUUAACACCUCACCCUCUGUAAGAGCCUUGGAUGUUUUAAUAAAGAUUUAUUUCUGUC
This is a messenger RNA of Alligator sinensis (Chinese alligator), 3558 nucleotides long. RefSeq names its product C-type lectin domain family 18 member C (gene CLEC18C). The coding region runs from base 368 to 1708 and encodes 446 amino acids. The record is from RefSeq and is a predicted model, not a curated record. Lineage: Eukaryota; Metazoa; Chordata; Crocodylia; Alligatoridae. The transcript has 12 exons. Gene Ontology annotation, molecular function: polysaccharide binding.